GUUGAAUGUGAUAAACGAACGUUUCUAAGCGAGUCAGCUGAAAAAAGCUUGCAUUAAUUUAAUACAUCGAAACAUUUUAAUCUUGAUAAGAUAAUUACUCCGUUGAAGUUGUGACCAAAAUGCCCGUAGACCAGAUUCAAUACUCCGAAAGAUAUAAUGAUGACAUAUAUGAAUAUAGACAUGUCAUCUUACCACCUGACAUCGCCCGGCUAGUGCCCAAGUCCCACCUGAUGACGGAGACAGAAUGGCGGAACCUCGGAGUGCAGCAGUCCCCCGGCUGGCUCCAUUUCAUGGUCCACAACCCGGAGCCCCAUGUCCUGCUGUUCCGGAGACCACGGACGGACAUCCAGCCACCGGUCAACGGGUUAGAUAGUAAUAAAAGCUCGACUGUCAAAGUAUAGAUGAAGGUGGGUGUUUUGUUUAGGCUUUGAACUUGGUUUGAUAU
Molecule: messenger RNA, 445 nt
Organism: Cydia amplana
Lineage: Eukaryota; Metazoa; Arthropoda; Insecta; Lepidoptera; Tortricidae
Product: cyclin-dependent kinases regulatory subunit-like
Exons: 2
Coding region: 120-401 (93 amino acids)
Biological process (GO): regulation of mitotic cell cycle
Cellular component (GO): cyclin-dependent protein kinase holoenzyme complex; SCF ubiquitin ligase complex
Molecular function (GO): protein kinase binding; cyclin-dependent protein serine/threonine kinase activator activity; ubiquitin binding
Source: RefSeq, a predicted model, not a curated record